GCCGCAUUUUACGAGAUGGAAGAAGAGCUGCGCUGCUUCGCCUGUAAACAGUUCUAUAACAACCCGGUAUUGCUGCCGUGCUAUCACGGACUCUGCCUGCAUUGCGCCCUCAACUUGCAGCAACCGGCCGCCACCAAUCACAAUGCGACCGCCACCUCAAACGCGGCAUCAGUAUCCGAAAACGCCGAAAGCGUGGCCUCGGGUUCUUCCGGGGAUUACCAGGAAUCGGACAAAUUGUCCAUUCUGAGCGAAACCGAUAGUGGGGUAGUGUGCACGUCCAGGCCCAAUUCGUACGUGGGAACCCCCAACGGGGCACUGUUCACCAGUGCCCUAUCCCUUGCCUGUCCCAUUUGUUCCAAAGUUGUUUACUUUGACGACAACGGCGCUCACAAUCUUCCCAAGUACCGCGUGAUGCAGAACAUCGUCGACAAGUACGGGGAAUUGAAAAACUUGACGUUAAAGUGUCAGAUGUGCGAACAGGAACCUGCUAGGGAAGCGAUAGUGAUGUGUGAACAAUGUGAGGUGCUGUAUUGUGAGAUAUGCAAGGAGUCGUGUCAUCCAGCCAGGGGACCUCUGGCCAAACAUGUUCUGCACGAACCCAAAAGAGGAAAUACGGUUACUGGAAAAGCCAAAGAGGGAAAAUGUCCGGAACACUCGGAAGAGACGUUGAACAUGUACUGUUUGAUUUGUAAAAUUAGUGUUUGUGCUUUGUGCUUGAUGGAUUCCCGACAUACCAGCCACGACGUACAGAGUUUGACAAUGAUGUGCAAAGCCCAAAAGACCGAACUGUCCCACAACUUGCAGCAACUGUCCGAGAGAGCGAAAACAACAACCGAAUUGAUUCAGCGAUUAAAGGGAAUGAGCGAUAAAGUCAAUGAGAACUGCGAGGAAUUCGAACAGAUCGUGUCCGCCCAAUGCGAGGCCCUUAUCCAGGCGAUCCAAAACCGCAGAGACCAGCUCAUCGACUGUAUACGACAGGACAAGGAGCUGAGAGUUAGGGCCCUAAAGGAGCAGGUGACCACGUGCACGUCCAGAUUACAACAGACCACCGCACUGCUGCAAUUCUGCAUCGAAGCGCUCAAAGAGACCGACAGCUCAUCGUUCCUACAAGUUGGAACAAUGUUAAUAUCCAGAGUAGCCAAUACGGAUCAUUCAUGGCACAAGGAAUGGACUGCGCCAAGAGUAUCCCCACACUUUGAUCUCACACUAGACGACAAAUCUGUCCUAAGAGCCAUAGAACAACUUAAUUUUAUACAAAUGAAACCAUUCAUUGAUGGCCAAGAAAGAGUUCCGGCAGCCCCGGCAGCACCCGCCAUCAUCCCCGAGGAAUGCAGCGCGGAAAACAACUCGGUGACGAUAGCGUGGCAGCCGCCACCCCACAGCCACGUCGAGGGCUACGUGUUGGAGCUGGACGACGGCAACGGAGGUGAUUUCAGGGAGGUUUACUGCGGAAUUGAGACAAUCUGCACGGUGGACGGACUCCAUUUUCAUUGCAUGUACAACGCCCGAGUGAAGGCAUUCAACAGCUCAGGAGAAGGAGAAUACAGCGAACUUAUAGGAUUAGAAACUGCCCAGGUUGCUUGGUUCACGUUUGAUCCGAUUCUGUCCGGUCCUGGACUACAAUAUUCGGAGGACAACACUACUGUUUCUGGAGAAGGAUGGGAACACCGUAUUGCUCUGGGCAGUGUGGGAUUUAGUAGGGGCGUCCACUAUUGGGAAUUCACUAUAGAAAAGUACGACGCAGACACAGAUCCGGCUUUCGGAAUUGCCAGAAUAGACGUCACAAGAGACAAAAUGUUAGGAAAAGAUGACAAAGGUUGGGCGAUGUACAUCGACCGUCAGAGAUCCUGGUUUCAACACGCCGGUGCUCACGAGCAAAGAGUAGAAGGAGGAAUUCACGUAGGAUCGACGAUAGGCGUCCUCCUCGACCUCAAUCAGCACACUCUCCAAUUCUACGUGAACGAGGAACCUCAAGGGGCCAUAGCUUUUAGAGAUCUGUACGGCGUUUUCUAUCCAGCGGUCAGUAUCAAUCGAGGUGUGAGCGUCACCGUUCACACGGCUCUCGAUCCUCCGUCAGAUUCAGACGAGACUUAAGCUGGAAACCUUUAUAUAAUAGAUGUUUAAAACAUUAAGAUAUAUCCAGUAAUUGAAUUUAUAAAAUAUAAAACCCUAGACCCACAGAUAAGCUCCCACACACCAUGACUGAAUGUUUUUUGAAAAAUAUAUUUGGAAUAAUGUUAAUUAUUACAAACUUCUUAAUGUCAUUAUGUAAACCGAGAAAUAAAUGUUUACACAAACGUAAAGAUAACUUUUUAAAAACUGCAUAGAUUUGUUUAUAAAAGUAUGCUUUUGUUGAGCCCCAUACUCUGAUGCGGUUCGUCAAUGCGGUUCAUAAGUUCGUUUGGAAAUUCGUCCAUUGUGUUCGUGAUAUUUCUUUUGAUGGUUCGUCCAAAAGCCGAUAUUUCGCCGAAUCGCCGCACUGAUGUGCACCAAAACCAAACCAAACCGCAUCGACGAACCGAAUCAGCAAAUAUAUAGUGACUAUGGGGUGACUAUCUUUUUGCACUAUGUAAUUUGUUUAAGUGUUUUAAAAACACGUUUAAAACACCAUUAGUUGUUUUGCAACAUGUUUGGUAUAUAGUUUUUUUGCCAUUAAAAAUAAGAGAAACUAUUUAAUAAAAAAAGGAAAAGGAAUAAAAACAAAGCAAUCACAUCAGCUUAAUAUUGUCAAGGAAAAAAAUCUUUCAACUGAACCUAAUUAAAAAAAACUCUCAAAUCAGAUGUAAUGAAAACAUGGUAUCUACAGGGUGCUACAAAUUCGAGGUACGAGCAUUGGUAUCUCGGUAACCGUAAUAGAUACGAAAAUGGUUA
Messenger RNA from Sitophilus oryzae (rice weevil), 2871 nucleotides. It is a transcript of the gene Trim9, whose product is annotated as E3 ubiquitin-protein ligase TRIM9. The record is from RefSeq and is a predicted model, not a curated record. NCBI's taxonomy places the organism in Eukaryota, Metazoa, Arthropoda, Insecta, Coleoptera, Curculionidae. The coding region runs from base 16 to 2094 and encodes 692 amino acids. The transcript has 9 exons. Gene Ontology annotation, molecular function: zinc ion binding; protein binding.